Glycine soja is the source of this 1144-nucleotide messenger RNA. Its product is annotated as photosystem II 22 kDa protein, chloroplastic-like. The record is from RefSeq and is a predicted model, not a curated record. Bases 111 to 932 code for a protein of 273 amino acids. The transcript is spliced from 4 exons. Lineage: Eukaryota; Viridiplantae; Streptophyta; Magnoliopsida; Fabales; Fabaceae.
CACCCUUGUUAAAUUAAAGAUGGUAUUCCAUUCUAUCACAUUUUGGUAAUCUCUUAAAAUAUAGAACACACUACCCUCAACAUAGUAAAGCAGCUGGUGCAAGUGAAGCAAUGGCUCAAACCAUGUUGCUCAUGUCUAGUGUCUCUAGCAGUUAUUCCGUGGAUUUGAAGAAAGACCUUUUCCUCCAAUUGCAGAGUCAAAGUUUAAGGCCUAAGUUCUCUCAACUCUCAUUCAACCCACUUCCACCAUCAACUUCUUCCUUUUCUUCACCCCGUACAUUCACAACCCUGGCUCUCUUCAAAUCUAAGACAAAAGCCGCUCCUGCUAAGACUAAGGUUACAAAGCCAAAGCAAAAGGUUGAAGAUGGUAUCUUUGGCACUUCUGGAGGAUUUGGUUUUACUAAGCAGAACGAGCUCUUUGUGGGUCGUGUUGCUAUGCUUGGUUUUGCAGCAUCAUUGUUGGGUGAAGGAAUAACUGGGAAAGGAAUCCUAGCACAAUUAAACCUGGAAACUGGAAUUCCCAUUUAUGAAGCGGAGCCUCUUCUUCUGUUUUUCAUCCUCUUCACCCUGCUAGGAGCCAUUGGAGGUUUAGGUGACCGUGGAAAAUUUGUCGAUGACGAACCUACUACUGGAGGUGUUAUUCCUUCAGGCAAAGGCUUCAGGGAAGCCCUUGGGCUCGGUUCAGGUCCUUUAUUCGGAUUCACGAAAGCGAACGAGCUAUUUGUGGGAAGAUUGGCUCAAUUGGGUUUCGUUUUCUCAUUGAUUGGAGAAAUUAUUACUGGAAAGGGAGCUCUAGCCCAACUCAACAUUGAGACAGGGGUACCAAUCAACGAAAUCGAGCCCCUAGUGUUGUUCAACGUUCUUUUCUUCUUCAUUGCUGCUUUGAAUCCUGGAACUGGCAAAUUCGUUACAGAUGACGGGGAGGAUGAUUAGACACUAACCCUUUUGUUUGCUUGUGUUUAAAAUACUCGUUUCCUCAUCUAUCAUAAAAUGCAUUGAGUUCGUCGUAAACAAUUCUAUAUCAUUUUUCUCAAUAGUUGCACGCGUCUCGAUGUCAUGAUUAGACGUCAUUUUUUCCUUUAGUAAAUUAAAAUCAUAGUACUUCGAUUUAUCUGUAAAAAUCAUAAUGGAACUCAAAUUAAAUC